Messenger RNA from Nannizzia gypsea CBS 118893, 951 nucleotides. RefSeq names its product Atg27p. The coding region runs from base 1 to 951 and encodes 316 amino acids. The record is from RefSeq and is a predicted model, not a curated record. NCBI's taxonomy places the organism in Eukaryota, Fungi, Ascomycota, Eurotiomycetes, Onygenales, Arthrodermataceae. The transcript has 3 exons.
AUGGCGAGAUACCAGGGGCUAUCGAUUCUAUCCUUAUUUGCCGUUUUUUCCUCCUUAGCGUCUGCCGAACUAGACUGUUCUCAUAUCAAAGUCGAUGGAGUAUCGUGGGAUCUCUCCAAGCUUGGAGGUGCUCAUUCAGUCAUGGAGACUACCAGCACCCACGGAGACUUCAAUACAACAUACACGCUUGACAUAUGCAAGCCAUUAACCAAAUCUAUGUGUAAAAAGGGUGCUUUCGUCUGCGCUGUCAGGAAUGCAACGGAUAUAAAUGGAAUAGAGCGAACCAUGGAGGUGAUCGAUAUUGCGGGCAAUUUUGUUCUAGAUAGCGGCAAGACACUCGACCCUAUAUUCACACGGCUAAAGAAAGAGAACCCGAGUACCGAAGGUCUGAAGAUGGAGCUUCAUGGCGGAAAACACAAGGUCGGCGAUGUAGUAAAGAAGCAGAAAGCGGUGUUUACCUUCUUGUGUGACCCCGAACGAACCGGGCUGGAGGGUUUGGAAGACGCCAAACCGGACGACGAUAAGAAGAAAGACGAUGAAAAGAAAGGCGAUGAUAAGAAGGAUAGUAAGGACAAGGACGGCAAAUCCCAAAAACGAGAGGAAGAAAACUCGAAGAGCCUUGUUUAUAAGGGCUAUAACGAAGAACAAGGUACCUUAGAGCUGGAGUGGAGGACCAAAUAUGCUUGCGAGAACGUUGAAGGCGGUGGUAACACAUCAUCCGGCCACUGGGGGUUCUUUACCUGGCUUAUUGUCCUUCUCUUCCUAUGCACUGCGGCUUAUCUGAUAUUUGGUUCGUGGCUCAAUUACAGCCGGUAUGGAGCUCGUGGGUGGGAUCUGCUUCCUCACAGUGACACUAUCCGGGAUAUUCCCUAUAUCCUCAAGGACUGGGCGCGACGGGUGGUAAACACACUGCAAGGAGGUGGAACCCGAGGCGGUUACAGUGCCGUGUGA